UUCAAAGCUGAACUAGAUCCGUUACUUAAACCACGGUUCCUCAAAUAAAAAAAUUUUUCAAAUCAUUCAAAUGUCGGGCAAAAAUAAACAAAUGUAAUCGUUCUCAAGUAAACAAAUAUCUCGCCGCACUUAACUAUACUCAAUACUAAACAAAUAUCAUCGCUAAGUGUUCAUAGUCGAUCUUUCAGGCUAAAGGUUUUCAAUAUAUUAUACACUUUCAGCAGUAUGGCUUCUCUUCGUAUCUUUAUGAGAAAAGAAAUCAGAUUUCAUAAUAUUUGGUGCCCAAUAAUGUCGAACGUUCGAAGUGUACUAUAUCCUUCUACUCAUCUCGAUCCCAUUCCUAAUCGUGAGUAUUUAGAUCAGCUGGAAGAGGAAGGUAAGUUGGAUGCCCUGAAAGUUAUGCCUGUUAAGCCAGCUCCAUCAACUAUGACCAAUUCAUUGUAUGAUGAUCCAGAAUUCAACUACUUUACAAGUCUACUUAUGAAGUGGAGUCAAAGAUCUCUCGCUCGGAACUUGAUGUACGAAGUUUUUGCCAGAAUUAAACGCAUACAACUGGGGAAAUAUCAUGCCGCUACCGAGGAAGAAAGAUCUAGCAUUGAGUUAGAUCCAAAGAAAAUAUUUUAUUCCGCUAUUCACAAUUGCAAGCCAGUUUUAACAGUUACACCAGUAAAAAAGGGUGGUAUUACUUAUCAAGUACCUGUCCCUGUGUCUACCAAACAUUCUAAAUAUAUGGCAAUGAAAUGGCUUAUAGCGGCAGGUAGAGACAAAGAAGGACCAACUCAUUUUGUGGAACAAAUGACUAAAGAGCUUCUAGAUGCUUUUUAUAAUGAGGGCAGAGUUGUUAAAAGAAAACAUGAUUUGCACAAACUUUGUGAGAAUAACAAGGCUUAUGCUCAUUAUCGGUGGUCAUAAAUUUUGAUUAAUCCACAUCUAUGUUAGCUACUCUCAAAUCAAAAGAAAAUUGUUAUGCAUUGAAUAGGUGGUAUUAAAAUGGUAUCCAUUUUAAAAUUGUAGUGUUAACAAUAAAUUUUGUAUUGUAAAAUAA
Parasteatoda tepidariorum (common house spider) is the source of this 1045-nucleotide messenger RNA. RefSeq names its product mitochondrial ribosomal protein S7 (gene mRpS7). Gene Ontology annotation, biological process: translation. The record is from RefSeq and is a predicted model, not a curated record. NCBI's taxonomy places the organism in Eukaryota, Metazoa, Arthropoda, Arachnida, Araneae, Theridiidae.